AUCGUAGAUUCAGGUGCUUCCUGGAGCCAUAUGAGAUCAGGGUGAUUAACAUUGCCAUUGUUUUUUUUAUAGUUUUAUUAGGUUACAAUUACAAGAGCUGGGUAUUUCCCAGAAAAAUAAUAAUUAGUUAUUUAUUGGCAAAAUAAACUAAAAGUCUUCUUAAGGUUGGGGUGAUUAAGAAUCGUUAAAUAUAGAAAAGGAACGAGUUGGCGUGCAUUUUCUCUGUUAUUUCAAUCAGCGUAGCAAUUUAGCAAUGUUGAAUUGAAAAGUUUAGGGUCAAGAAACGUCAAAUUUUGAAUGUUCUCACGCUACGCGGGUGACUCUGCUCAGGUGUUUCCCAGUGGCAGCAUAGCAAAUGGAAGUAGAAAGGAUUGAAUUGCUUAGUGGAGUUGAGGAUCAAUAUGGAGGAGUCGUUGUAAACAUCGAGGACCCUAUGGAUUCUAUGCUCUUCUCCUCUAUAUUGGAAGCUUCAAUUUUCAAUUGGAGGCAACAGGGAAAGAAGGGGGUCUGGAUCAAACUACCUAUACAGCAUUCAAAUCUUGUCGAUUCAGCGGUCAAGUCUGGAUUUAGGUAUCACCAUGCUGAGCCAGAUUACUUGAUGCUUGUACGUUGGAUUCCAGAUACUCCUGAUACCCUUCCUGCAAAUGCUUCUCAUCGCAUCGGUGUUGGUGCUUUUGUCCUUAACAACAACAAGGAGGUGCUUGUGGUUCAGGAAAUCGGUGGCAAAUUCGGAGGCACAGGUGUAUGGAAGAUGCCUACAGGAGCUGUUAAUGAAGGUGAGGAUAUUUGUGAUGCUGCAGUCAGAGAAGUCAAAGAAGAGACAGGGAUAGAGACAAAGUUUGUUGAGGUUUUAGCAUUCAGGGAAAGCCAUAAGUCGUUCUUCGAGAAAUCAGAUUUGUUCUGUCUUUGUCUGUUGCAACCUCAAUCGUUUGAAAUUCAGAAUCAGGUUUCAGAAAUUGUGGCAGCUAAGUGGAUGCCUUUUGAAGAUUAUGCUGCCCAGCCUUUUAUGCAAGACAAUGAGCUCUUUAACUUAACUACAAAAAUAUGUUUUUCAAAGUUGGAUGGCAACUACACUGGUUUCUCUACCGUGCGUACUUGUACAUCUUCUGGCAAAAAGACCUAUCUCUACUUUAACAACCGGGAUGCUAACCAUUUGUUAGCUUCCAAACAGGAACAAGCUUGACACACACACACACAUAUAUAUAUAUAGGAGGAAUUUGUUUAAUUCAUUACUAUACUUAUUUCGUUCAAUAACUCAUGUUUUACAUUAAAUUUUAAUAAUUCAACUAUUGAAUUAAAAACUUUUAAUAUAUAGAUCAAAUUUACAAA
Messenger RNA from Cajanus cajan (pigeon pea), 1329 nucleotides. Its product is annotated as nudix hydrolase 2. NCBI's taxonomy places the organism in Eukaryota, Viridiplantae, Streptophyta, Magnoliopsida, Fabales, Fabaceae. Gene Ontology annotation, molecular function: NAD binding; ADP-ribose diphosphatase activity; NADH pyrophosphatase activity. The record is from RefSeq and is a predicted model, not a curated record.